GCAUUCUCACCACCACGCACGACCAUGUCAAUGCUUUCUUCUCACUUUCCUUCUCCUCCUCCUCCUCUUCUUCUUCUUCCUCUUCUGCUACUCAUAUCCUUCGCAACCCCAACGUUUUCCUCCUCCUCCUCCUCCUCCUCCUCCACCCAGGCUUUCAUCUUUGGCGGUUGCUCUCAGGCUAAGUUCACGCCGGGCUCUGCCUAUGAGUCCGCCGUCAACUCCCUUCUCACUUCCAUCAUCAACUCCGCCAUGUUUUCCUCCUACACCAACCUCACCGUCCCUUCCUCCUCCUCCUCACAGGACACCCCCAUCUACGGCCUUUUCCAGUGUCGCGGCGACCUUGCCGCCUCGGACUGCUCCCGCUGUGUUGCCCAGGCCGUCUCCCAGCUUGGCACCAUCUGCCCCGGCUCCACCGGCGGCGCCUUGCAGCUCGACGGCUGUUUCGUUAAGUAUGAUGAUUCUAAGUUCUUGGGCGUGGAGGACAAGACCUUGGUCGUUAAGAAAUGUGGGCCGUCCACUGCGUUUACUUCGGACGUGUUGACUCGGAGAGAUGCUGUGCUGUCGUAUUUGGAGACGUCCGAUGGGGUGUACAAGACGUUUAGAACGACUAGCUCAGGGGAUUUGCAGGGUAUGGCGCAGUGCGUCGGGGAUUUGAGUGCGGCCGAGUGUCAGGAUUGUCUCUCAAAUGCGAUCGGACGGCUAAGAGAAGAGUGUGGGCCUGCCCAGUGGGGUCAGAUAUACUUGGCCAAGUGCUACGCGCGCUACUCCGAAGGUGGAGUUUACUCGCCCAGUGAAAACGGUGAGCGUAAAAACAAGAACGACGAUGAGCUUCAAAAGACACUGGCAAUAAUAGUUGGCCUCAUAGCAGGGGUGGCUCUGCUCAUCAUAUUCAUUUCCUUCUUGACCAAGCUAUUCAAAAAGGAUAAAGGUGGUAAAUGAAGAAGAAAAUCAUGUGGAUAAUUAACACUCCUGCAAUGUUUCCUCUGCUAAUUUAUUUGGUCGUCAUCAUUUUUAGUUCUCAAGUAAAAGAACUCAUCUUUUUUUUUUGUGUGUGUAUUUUGUAGCCUGUGAAGAAGUGACAACGAGAUAUAUAGUUUAUAGUUAUAGAAAUAUGUGUGGUGGAAAAUAAAGAAGAAAGAAAAGAGAGAAAGUUUAUUGGAGAGAGAGAAAGGAAGGAAGAAACAAAGUGUUGUGCUUACCAAUGAAAAAGAGGGUGAAGCAAUAAGGAGGAAAAAGCCCAAAGAUCCAAAAUGCCACUUGUUGAUUUUUCAAUUUUCAAGUGAUGGGUAUAGGCUUUUGAGGGCAUACUUUGGAGGUGAAGCCUUUUCCUCUUCGCUUUUUGCACAUGAAAUGAAAUGAAACCACUUUUCUUAUGCAAAAAGUUAGCUUCAUAUAUAUUGGUGAGAAGGUCUUUUUGUUUUUGGCUUCAAAAAUUAAUUAAAUGCCUCAUUUUGCCACCA
Molecule: messenger RNA, 1460 nt
Organism: Neltuma alba
Lineage: Eukaryota; Viridiplantae; Streptophyta; Magnoliopsida; Fabales; Fabaceae
Product: plasmodesmata-located protein 6-like
Exons: 3
Coding region: 25-939 (304 amino acids)
Biological process (GO): defense response to bacterium
Cellular component (GO): plasmodesma
Source: RefSeq, a predicted model, not a curated record